Messenger RNA from Pyrenophora tritici-repentis Pt-1C-BFP, 921 nucleotides. NCBI's taxonomy places the organism in Eukaryota, Fungi, Ascomycota, Dothideomycetes, Pleosporales, Pleosporaceae. The record is from RefSeq and is a predicted model, not a curated record.
GGGCAGAUAAGAGUGCUCAUCCAGCAGCACUCAGCCCUGCUCUACAAACCACUUCUUUGCAAAAUACCUGACCGGUAGCCAUCACGAUAGCAUCAUCCCUUUGCGCCACUCAGAUCUUAUUGAUCGCCCCGCUAAGCUCAGCUGGUCUCAAACAUUAACACACAGCCCCCGUCCGUUCACGCGGCUCGCGCCUUGGGCCAAUAGCACGUCAUGAGGCCGUGGAAGUCUAGCAAGGCCAAACUCGAAGCCGUCCACGCAUUUCGAUUCGGUGAUCAGAAGCACGAUGGGAAGUACACUCCAAAACCAGAACCACCAGAUCCACCCGCAAAUGCUUUUCCCCCAGUUCCUGGCCAAGGGGAGAGCUCGGGUUAUUACGGUCCCAACGGUCCAUACGGUCCCUGGGUGCCUCAGUCGCCGGUCCCAAACGCACCAGGCUAUUAUACAAACCCUACGCCAUACCCACAGUAUCCAGGCUACAUGAUGCCCCAUCAACCAACACAGGCUCCCCCACAUGGCCUGGGUAUACAGCAGCAGCAGCAGCCGCAGCAGUAUGUAUACCAGGCACAGGUAUACUACUACAAUCAACAGCACCAGCCAUCCUCACCAGCGCAGGGGCAAGCCCCUUUCCCGCCUACGAAUGCAAACCAAAACGCAUAUCAGAACAGCCAACCCUACAGUUACAACACACACGGGCAGACACCUGCCCCAAGCACCUCACCCGAAGCUGGCGUCCAAUUAUCGCCACCAGCCCACAGCAGCCCAUCGCCACCACAGCAAGCUCACACCCGCGGACCACAACGUAGCUUGACAUAUGACAAUCCAUAUGAGCCAUAUGAAGAGCCUUUCGCGCCGCCUCAGCGCAUCCAGACAGAGCCUCCUCAGAUGGCUCCACACGACUGCAGAGAUUAUGGUUUCUUGUGA